Messenger RNA from Schistosoma rodhaini, 2006 nucleotides. The record is from the annotation of a GenBank genome assembly. NCBI's taxonomy places the organism in Eukaryota, Metazoa, Platyhelminthes, Trematoda, Strigeidida, Schistosomatidae.
GUAGUAAAGUGAUUUCUCUGUUACUCGUGUCUUCUUACUGGUCUUUCAAGUCGCUGAGUAGUGCUAGCCUGGGGUUUAUCCGAAUAGCUAGGAUCCGAAUAAAGCGUUCAACCUACAAGUCAUAACAGUGGCGACGGGGAAAAACUACAAUCUACGAGACGUAACAAAUUGGCGACGGGGUUAGCUUAUCAAGAUGCCAUUUACCUUUGAACAAUUUGAAGCCUUGCUGGAGCGUCAAGAGAAACGAUUUGAGCAGUUCCAGGUUCGUAUCAUAGAGACUUUAACGCAGAAAUUGAACCUAAGUAAAUCUGGUGCUACAGAUGAUGCUGCCAAAUCUAAUGUCGACCACAUUAUUAAUUCUAUCCAUGAGUUCAAUUUUGAUGGUUCGUCUGGUAUUACUUUCGAAACCUGGUUCAAGAAAUAUGAAGAUUUAUUCAAGGUCGACCUCAGAAAACUUGAUGACACCGCAAAGGUUAGAAUACUCUUAAGAAAACUUGGCACAGCUGAACAUGAACGCUCUAGUAACUUUAUUCUCCCGAAGAACCCACGAGACUUUAGUUUUGAUGAAACAAUUCAAACCCUGUCUCAAAUCUUUGGAAAACAGUCGUCUCUAUUUAAUAUCCGUUACCAGUGCUUGAAGAUAACGAAAGAAUCAGGAGAUGACUGGGUGAAACAUGCAGGUAUUGUGAACCGAGAAUGCGAGAGGUUCAAGUUGUCUUCCAUGUCUGAAGACCAGUUUAAAUGCUUAGUAUUUGUCUGUAGCCUGCGUUCACCUGAGGAUGCUGACAUCCGAACGAGAAUCCUAAGCAAACUUGAGCAUUGUCCCAACAUGACCCUGCAGGAAGUGACUAAUGAAUGUCAAAGAUUAGUGAAUUUGAAGCACGAUACCUCGAUGGUAGAAAACACUAACCAGUUCCUCCACGUUAAUGCUGUUGAGAGGAAAGUCGAGCAAGGUUCCAGCAUACAGAAUUAUCGAAAUCACAGCUGUAAACCAUCAUCCCCAUGCUGGUUAUGCGGAGGUUGGCAUUUCAAAAGGUUUUGUCCGUUUAAAAGUCAUCGUUGUACUACGUGUUCCAGGAAAGGACACAAAGAAAGUCAUUGCAAAACCCGAAAACGUCGUCAACCUAAAGUUUAUUCUAAAAGAUUCAAGCCACGCACAGCCAAGGUGACGGUAGCUGCUAACAGAAUCGGCUCCCAUAAUCGUAGAAAGUAUGUUUCCCUCAAGAUUAACGGGUACGAUGCCCGCUUACAGCUAGACACAGCCUCCGAUAUAACGCUUAUAAGCAGGAGGACGUGGGAGAAAAUUGGGAGGCCGAGAAUAUUUUCAACCUAUCAGACAGCACACGGCGCAUCCGGGGGGAUUAUAAACGUUGCUGGUGAGGUUCACUGUAAAAUCACAGUCGCAGAGCUUACAAAGAAGGGAGUAAUAUUUUUGACAGAACGGCCAGCACUCGACUUAUUGGGACUUGAUUGGAUAGAAAAGUUGAAAUUAUUAGAUCGUCCCAUAAAUUCAAUCUGCAACAACGGCACUAUGUCGAAAGUUGGGGACCCAACAUUGUUUCGUGGGGGAGGUUGAAGUCAGCAAAUGCAAUCUGGAUACCUACCCCGCUUCUUCAAAAAAAAGGGGAGGUGUUAGAUCGGCAUACAAUAAACUCUAUCAGAGCCUCCUGAGAGGCUCAUAAAGAGACCAACCAAUCAGCGAUCAGUUAGAAGCUAUGCUACUAAAAUGCUACUAAAAUAACAAGGUCCUGAUUGGCUGUUAACAUAUUGCUACUAUGGAAUCUCAAGGUCUUUCUAAUUACUAUAAAACCCCUGUUUUUUCUGUACAUAAUUGAACCUUGUAGUAAAGUGAUUUCUCUGUUACUCGUGUCUUCUUACUGGUCUUUCAAGUCGCUGAGUAGUGCUAGCCUGGGGUUUAUCCGAAUAGCUAGGAUCCGAAUAAAGCGUUCAACCUACAAGUCAUAACAGUGGCGACGGGGAAAAACUACAAUCUACGAGACGUAACA